This is a messenger RNA of Hordeum vulgare subsp. vulgare (domesticated barley), 1539 nucleotides long. RefSeq names its product zinc finger RNA-binding protein-like. NCBI's taxonomy places the organism in Eukaryota, Viridiplantae, Streptophyta, Magnoliopsida, Poales, Poaceae. The record is from RefSeq and is a predicted model, not a curated record. Gene Ontology annotation, molecular function: zinc ion binding; nucleic acid binding. Bases 83 to 1252 code for a protein of 389 amino acids. The transcript is spliced from 2 exons.
CACGGUGAUCGCACACGGUCGCCCCCGCCUCCAUCGACCGCAUCCCGCCCCCACCGCACCGCAUCGCACCCUCGCCGCCACCAUGGACUACGCCGCUCACGCCGCGGCGACGGCGCAGCCGGCCGCCGAUCCCGGCGCGACCUACCCUCCUGGCUACCCCUACGCCUACGCCUACCCGGCGUACCACUACACCGAUCCCGCCGCCGUCGCCCCCUCCGCCCCCGGCUCCGCCGCCUCGUCCUCCUCCUACUACUCCAACCCCGCCGCCCAGGCUAUCACGGGGCCGCAGUACAACCCUGCCGCCCAGGCUAGCACGGGGGCGCAGUACAACCCUGCCGCCCAGGCUAGCACGGGGGCGCAGUACAACCCGUACACCGGCCAGUACCACUACUUCGGCGCCCCGGCGACGGACGGGGGAAGCGGCCUCGCGGACUACUACUUCACCGCCGGCGAGGCCUCUCAGGCCCCGGCCGCCUCGGGGGCUCAGACGGCCGCGGCGGCUGGAAGAGAGGCGGUGAAGCAGUUCGGGUUCGAUCCCCAACGCUACGCCCAGGUAGCAGCUGCAAAAGCUCCAAACGGAGUGGGACCAACAGCUGCUGCCACGGUCAUGCAUCAUGCUCAGUGGAAUGCGCAUUUCGGACAUCCUCUGCCGACAAACGUUCGGAGGAGUUUCAGGAAGAAAACUCCGAAGUUUGUGCAGCCAUUAACCUGUGAAGUCUGCAAGAUCCAGUGCGACACCAUGGAUGUUCUCUUGAUCCAUAAAACUGGUCAGAAGCACAAGAAGAAUCUGCAGAAGUUACAAGACGCGAUCACACCUCAACCAGCAAAGCCUCCGAACAGCGGUGUUGCAGCAAGCACAGCACCUCCUACAGCACCUCCUGCUGCUGCCGCCACUGCUGCUGACACUGUGGUGCCGGCUGUACAGCCAAAGAAGAACAAGAGCUCCAACGCGUCCCCAGCAGACUUGGAGGUGAAGAAGAGGCGGGUGAUCGAGGCCGGAGCGGCUCAUGGCGAAAUGAAGAUCUGCACAGCAUGCAACGUCGUUGUCAACAGCCAGAAGGUCUACGAGUUCCACCUGGCCGGGCAUAAGCACAAGGCUAAUGUACUGAAGCUGGAGAAGAAGCAGCUGCAGCAGCAGCAGCAGCAAGUGCAGCUUCAGCAGCAGCAGCAGCAGCAGCAGCAGCAGCAAGUGCAGCUUCAGCAGCAGCAGCAGCAGCAGCAGCAGCAAGUGCAGCUUCAGCAUGUUGCCUGAGAUGAUGAGGAGUUGCUCGGCUCUCGUCGUUCUCCCCGUCUUUAUUUCCUGUCCUUCCAGAGGAUCAACAGAAACCAGCAUUCACAAACCCAUGUCUUAUUCCGUUGUUUGGUAGGCUAGCUUUAGUCUUUGUUGCAGUUCUAGUGUUCCCCCCUUGUUGUGCUGUAGAAACGCCGGGAAAUUGCUUCAGACUUUUACUUGCUGCGGAUUAGCAGCGCAUACUGGUGGCGAAGGUUGUUAUGUAUUUUGUGUCUGUUGAUGAAUGUUGUGGUGAUCUUGCUGUUUGA